AUGGCUGACAAUAAACUACAGGAUGCCGUGACUAAAAUGGUGAACCGCCUGGAUCGUAAUUUCCUGCGUACGAUGCAACGUGAUGGCUACUUAUGUGCAGCUAAAGUAUUGGAGAACAAGAACUUGUCAUCGGAUCAAUUGGCCGCUGCCGUGGAACGCUGUCAAAUGCCAACGAACCAGUUGAAUCAGUUUAUGCAGCAAGAGAUGCAAAACUUACAGAAUCGUGUCCAGCGUUGCGCUCAGGAUUGUCAGGACAAGGCAAAGGAUUCGUUACCGACCAGUGGAAAUCCUAGUGAGUCACAGAUUGCUCACGCUCAAAAGGACAUGGAGAAGUGCGUGAACCGCUGCGUGGACAUGUACGUGAAGCUGCUGCCCACCAUUAGCUCACGUAUUGAGCAGGCCGUUGCUCAAGUCAAGCAGCAGCAGCAAUAG
Molecule: messenger RNA, 432 nt
Organism: Peronospora farinosa
Lineage: Eukaryota; Oomycota; Peronosporomycetes; Peronosporales; Peronosporaceae
Source: the annotation of a GenBank genome assembly